Cervus elaphus (red deer) is the source of this 10484-nucleotide messenger RNA. It is a transcript of the gene PRR14L, whose product is annotated as proline rich 14 like. The record is from RefSeq and is a predicted model, not a curated record. Bases 224 to 6562 code for a protein of 2112 amino acids. NCBI's taxonomy places the organism in Eukaryota, Metazoa, Chordata, Mammalia, Artiodactyla, Cervidae. The transcript has 9 exons.
CGGGCCCCGGAUGAGGAAGUGCAGGGCGAUCAUAGAGACGAAGAGGCGGCGGCGGCCGGAGCGCCCCCGGGCUCUCUCGGCUCCGCAGGCUCAGGUAGAUUCGGCGGCGACGGGGUUGCUGCUGCAGAGGCCGGGCUGGCGGGGCGAGCGCGGGCCGCGGAGCAGGCCUCAGGGGUGAACCGUUUGGUGUAAGAGGCUUGACUCCAUAUCUGCACCUGCCCCCAUGCUGUCAUCCGGCGUGGAGACCCAGCCUGUUCCACUUGAUUCCUCCAUGUCUGCUGAGGUGCAGGAAUUAUACUCUGAACUCCCAGGGAGUGCCUCCAAAGAGCUUCAUGCUGACCCCGAGCCGAGUGCAACUCCAGAUGUAAAACCCGGAGCCUCAAGCUCUCGUGUAAGUCAGAGUAGGGCUGCGCCCUUGGAGCUGCAGAGGACUCCUGCGGAAAGUUGUCGUGAAGAAGCCCCCGAGACCUCGGACCAUGGGGGUGAGCCUGGGCCGUGUGGGCUGGUGGGCCCCUCAACAGAAGGUCCCGUGGCUCCUGGGAGCUUGGAUAGGGAAGCGAAAGCCGAGAGCCUGGAGCAAAAGGCCUUCAGAGAUGGAGGGGACCAGGCAGAGGUGGUGAGAGCCCCCUGUGAGGGAGCGGAAGAAGACCUGCAUCAGUGUCCCACAGCCACUGGAGAACAGCUCAGCCCCGGCCAGGAGGACCUCCGGAUGCAGGCAAGCGAAGAACUUUUAUGCAUGGGCCUCCCUGAAGAUGGUCUGAGGAACAAAGAAGAAAAUGUACAAAUCACAGCUGAAACUCUUCUGACAUCUACUGAGGAAGUCCAAGUUAUGAAGGUCCAUGGAACUAAGGCGGACGAUAACGAAGGACUCGAGAAUGGCCGUGUGAGUCAGGGUCUCUCGGCUCGGUGCCGUGGACACUCAGAGACAGACAAAAUCAUGACCAGUGCUGAGGUUUCAGAGUCCAGCACCUUAGUUUCCCUAGAGCCUUUAAAUAUUGUGGACCCUGGACUAACAGAAGCAACUCCUAAAGAAAAGGAAUGUGAAGAAAUAAGAACUUAUCCUUCUUGGUUGUCAUUGUUACCAGGGAACAGUGCCAUUUCCAAAGCGGACAGCAGGGAGGAAGAGUUACGUAAAUUAAACCUUGUCUGUGAAGCCGACGACAAUCACCAACAGGUCCCUGGCCACCAUAGUGAGAGACACAGUUCUGCAUGUGACAGUCUCAAAGCCACGAGAAAGGUGGUUCUAACAGAACCCUCAGAAGAAAAUUCUAAAGUUUCCCAUUUCACAUCAGGUUUAUCUGGUCCAGGAUCCAGAACAACGUCCUCAGAAAAGUGUGGUCUUGAAGGUGAUGGCUUGCCAAAGGGAUCCGCUGAAAAGACGCACGAUUCCUGUUUGGAUGGGAAUGGUCAAAGCCAGAACUUGUCUUCUAGAGAAGAACACAAACAGCCUUUGAAUCCCAGGAGUGAAAGAGAACUCUUCCUUGUUAACGCCAGGCAACCAGGAGAGGAUGGUAGUCGUCACUGUUCUGGAAAAAAAGAGACUACUGUCUUCCCCAAAGAAAAUGCCCAUGAUCACUACUGCCCUCGAGGCAGUUCCCAUAUAGGCUGCUCCAGUUCCUUCAUGCCCAAUUCUUUUACUCAAGCCGUGGAAGGAGUGCUUGAAGAAAAUGAUUUGAAAAUCACUUUAGACGUUCAUGGUAGCUUGGCAAAUGAUGAGGACCACAGAGGAACUUUUGCUGAAAUGAGCCAUCCAGGCACAGACUCUGAAGGGAGUCAUUUUCCCUCCUCAGUGCAGAUUGAAGAACCAGAACAGACAACCACUCUAGAGCCCAGUGUGCUGACUGAGAAGACUCACAGUAGAGACUGUGAGUCCUUAGUCCGUACCCAGAGAAAUCUAGAAGGCAGACCCCAGUUAAAUGAAGCCUCGCCUAACGGAUUUUUAAUUGAAGGGAAAUCCCUUGUGAGUUUAACACCAGAGGACCAGAUCAAUUCUAUAACUGAGAUGUCUAAGCUCAAGAAAGACAUUACUCCGUUACCACCAUCCCUAGAACUUGAUGACAGGCCUGAAUCAGAAAUAGCCAUACAAAACGCCCAGGACCACGGUCCACAUUUAGGUAAACAGAGCACCUCCUGGGAGGUGGAUAAAUUUGCUCAUGACAACAAACUGGUUGUAAACAAAACAGGAAGUGAAUGUGUUUUAAAUCAAGUGUCCCUUAAUUCUCAAACCCACACAAAGUUGCCAACCAACAAAGAGAUGCCUGUAGCAGCAAGCAGGGGUUCCCGACAGGGCCAGCGCCCUCCGUCAGAGGAUGGCACAGGUGUCGCUGCCGGAACCCACCCCGUUCCCAUGAAAACAAAGACGAAAGACAUCUCUCGACCAAGUGACGGAUCCCGUGGUGCCUCUUCAAACAGUUCCACCUUAAACAGCAGACUAGAAAGAGAGACCGAAGCAGCCAAUUCGGGAGCAGGUAGUCUGCAUUCUGGACUCCUCUCAAAUAAGAACGAAGUGGCAGCCUUGCCUGUAGAGGUCUCUGUCCGGGAACGUCAGAGUGUUCCGUCUCGGGAUCUCUCUAGCUGCCCUUGUGUGAGGAAAAACGUCCCAGAGGAGAGCAGGUGUCCUGCCCAUGCUGCCCUGGAGCCCAGCAGAACUACCCUGAGCAUCGAAAACUGUCUGUUAUCCAAGUAUGAAGAUACCUUUCAGCAUAUCCAUCACCACCCCCAAGGGAGCGACAGCUCUGUGGAAAGCUGCAGCUGUAGAAAGAAUUGUGCAUCGGAGGAAAGUGAGCCAGGUGAGGGAGACACUGAAGACAGCCUUCCCAGAGGUGAGGCCAGAGAUGAAACGAUGGCAGGCACAUUAAACAGUGAAGCUCCAGACCAAACCACCCAACCAAGCAAGGAAGGGCCAGAAGAAAAAGAACAGGACACACCCAAAGACACUGUGUUCUGUCGAUGUGACGUUUCUGAUCGCGUCGCACAAGAAUUCAACCAACCCACAAACAUUCCAAGUCCUCCCAUGUUCUCUGGUGUUAAGAAUGUGAACCAAGCAAUUGAAACUCCUAAGCAGAAGGCAGAUGAUGCCGUCAGCUCCCAGGGUGACCCAGGCAGACCCAGUGAAUGCAGAGGUGAAGGUAACCCAGCUAAGGAGACACUUGGCCGUGACCAGCGAGAGUCGCCCACAGAGCCUGACAGAGAGGCGAGCCACAGCCUGAAGGCUCUACCUGUUGGUUCAGGCAGUAACAGCUCAACAUCUGGCAGGAGCCCCACAAAAGGGGGCUGUGGGAGGAUUUCUGAUUGUGAGGAGCCCACAGAUGGGACAGCAGACAUGGUCUCCACAGGCGGUAGUGAUGAGCCCUCAGAAGGCAUUCUGGAAGGAAGGCUUUCUGGUACUCUGACUGGGGGUGCAAGGCACGCCAGGGCGAUGUUGCCAGAAGCCUCAGGGAGUACGGUGUCCCAGAGGGGAGCACCUGUCGCUGCUUUUGUAGGAAUGAUUGGCCAGGAUUCGGAUUUCCAACAUGCUGCUUCCUCUGCAUCAGACUCUCUCAAUAUUAAAAAAUCGUGUGAAGAGAAGGUAUGCAGACCCAUAGAAGACUGUGAAAUGGAAGUGUGUCCAGACCCUUGUGUGCCUGACGUAGGGUCUAUUGCAGAUCAUGAACCAGAUGUAAGAGUAUUGGGUAAAAUAAAUAUGUCUUUCAAUUAUGUUCAUCAUGAAGAGCAAGUUAAAGAAGCAUCUCUGAGAGAAACACAAGGAACAAUUGAAGGAUCAAGACUCGAAGUAAACCUUGAGCAAGACAAGGAAAAUACCAUUGGAAUUUCUUCAGUAGAGUUAACAUCUUCUGGACACCAGGGUGUAGACUCUGUACCCUCAAGAAGCCUGAAAUCCAUCGAGAUAAUGCCUUUGCACCCACUGUGUGAAAAAAAAUCAGAAACAAUUAUUAAUAGUGAAGAAACUGACCCCCCAAACCUUUUUAAGCCAAUAGACGGUGAAAUGCCUUGUGAGAAUAAGAACAACACAGUCCUGCCUGAGAUGGAGGGAGGAGCAGCGAGGAGUGAGAGUGAUCCUAGCAAAGAAGGCAGCACAGCCCUCAGGGCGGAAGGCUCGCCUUUGACGCUAGAUGCGGAAACUAAAGUGAAAGGAGAGCAGGCUGCAGAGCAGCAGAGGGGGCCAUGGGGUCAGCCUCCUGCCGGGCAGGAGUCGGAAGAGAUGGCAAUCAGGGAAGGUGGUCUCGCUGAUAACCCGAGCCAGGUCUCUCAGACCCACCUUAAAGCUCCGAGGAUGCGGGGUGACUCAGAGAAACGACCAAGCCAGAAGGUUCUGAGCCACAAGGAAGAGGAGCAGGUACGUCAAAAAGAAGCACACACAGUACUGGAACAAUGCCCAGCAUCUCAUCCGUUGUCGGAUGAGGUGCAGGAGGGUGGCGACGAUGAGCCCGCCUCAGAGACGGGAGUCACCUCAGCAAAGCCGGCCACGGGCACCUCUGCCGUGGGGCCUCAGAAGCCCACAGGCCUGACGGAGGAAGGCUCGUGUCACCCCCCAAGAAAGGACACGGAGUCAUGCAUGUGCCCCGGUCCCCGCACUGCCCCUCGGAGGGCUCGAGACCCCUGCUCUGCCCGGCGUGAGGCCUUCCACGGUGCCUUUGGGAACACUUCUCACCGGAAGGGGGCGCUGCCCUUAAAGAAGCAGCCCCCCCGAACCUGCAAGAAAGUUUCCUGCCAGGAGCUGGUCUCCGUGGGGAGGAAAAUGAGUAGAAUCGCACGUUCUGCUUUCCUAAAGAGCUCCUCUGAGACCAUCCCCACGAAAGCACACAGAGUUCUCAGUUCCCAUGCCAUGUCUCUACCUGUGCGCCCAGAGCCCGAAACAGCCCCUGCCAGAAGCCUUGUGAGCCAUGUACCAAAGCCGAAGGCCGCCCCAGGCCUGCCCUCGGGGGGCCUGAAUGUGCGGAUGCCUACCAAAGAAUUGGCCUUACUCAGCAAGCUAUCCAUCCUCGCCUCCAGACUGGCCCCCGCUGCCAGGACCCAGAAGCUGCGGUCUCGGCGGUGCUCCUCGGACCUUCUCCCUGUGGCUAAAAGCUACAAGCAGCUCCGAUACCGGAGGCUCCUGGACGGCUUCUCCCGCAGCACAACGCAGCUGAACCCAUGUCUGGCAGCUGGUGACUGGGACAGGAGGCCUAAGAGUAAACCCCUGAUGCUUUAUUCGCUCGAAACUGUCAAAAUGAGCUUCAUAGAUCUGAGCGACAAGAUGCCAUCGCUGCUGUUCGGUUCCGAAACCUUCCCGGUGUCCUUCCAUGUGAAGCUGGGCCCUGAGUGCGUGGCUGAGUCCCCCAGGACUUUCCCUGAGCACUGUGCGCCUGCGAGACUCGCCUUAGGAGAGGCCCGCUGGGGCCGUUCUCCACCUCCCAAGUGGACCUUCUCCUUCUUCCUGGCCCAUGGCUGCCCUGGAGUGGCCACGUUCAGGGAAGACCCCGGCCUCCACGACCAGGCAGGCGCCCAGCCUCCAGUUCCCCUCCAGGACCGCAGGGCCACUGCCCUAGUCCAGAGCAGGGGGGGCUGUUCCAUCCUUGGCCUCCACACGCUCCUAGCACUCUGCUCCCCGGGAUGCUACCGGAUCUGGACGAAGAAACGGAGCUGUGCCAGCCACACGCCUGCCAUGCAGAGGCUCUUCAUGACCCAGUUAACACAGGGCCUCAAAGGGCUGCGGUCUCCUGCCUCCAUAGCUGACAAGGUCUUCUGUUCUCUGCCCUACUCGGUGGGCCGGGUGCUAUCCAUCUGGAGCCAGCAUGGGCCUUCCGCCUGCCCCUUGGAGAUCUCCGCCCUUCCACCCUCUCACAGCAAGCGGCAGUCACCUCUGGGCGUCAUGAGCAGCCGCACCGUGUUACCGUCCAUGCCUCUUCCGGGCCUGGAAGCUGCUUACAGUGUUGGCGGCAGUCACCUGAGGCUAGAGCCUCCAUUCCCUGCCUUGGUACCAAAGUCUCACCUGGUAACAGACUCAACUGUCAGCAAGCUCCUGUUCUCAGCCUCCGAGUUCCCGGUUCCUGGGUUUGACGAGCUGGAUGGUGUGACGGCCGCCUGCCCCCGACCACAGGGCAGCCCUCCAGAACAGAAAGAGGCUGAGCCAGAGAAGAGGCCGAAGAAAGUCUCACAGAUUCGCAUCCGGAAAACCAUUCCUAAGCCAGACCCUAACCUCACACCCAUGGGCCUUCCUCGACCCAAAAGGUUAAAGAAAAAAGAGUUUAGUUUAGAAGAAAUAUAUACCAACAAGAAUUAUAAAUCUCCUCCUGCAAACAGGUGUUUAGAGACCAUUUUCGAGGAGCCUAAGGAACGAAACGGUACACUCAUCUCCAUCAGUCAACAGAAGAGGAAGCGAGUCCUGGAGUUUCAGGAUUUCACAGUCCCUCGGAAGAGGCGUGCGCGCGGAAAGGUCAAGGUAGCGGGCAGCUUUACUCGGGCCCAGAAGGCGGCCCUGCAGAGCCGGGAGCUGGACGCGCUCUUGAUACAGAAACUGAUGGAACUGGAGACCUUCUUUGCCAAGGAAGAGGAGGAGCAGGAGCAGCCGUCCGGCUGCUGAGUGGUGAUUCAGGUUGGGGGUCUUGGCUUCAGACUUUUCUUGGCCUCCUUGGAAGAGGUUGCCUGAUUUUGCCCUCCCGCCUAAACCCCUCAGAGCGCAGGCUGUGGAUUUUACCUCCUUCCGGGUGCAGCUUCUGUAGGAGCUGGUGCAGGAGGGCCCUCUAGCUUGUACUGCUGAGCACAGAACCUCAGGAAUGCUCCUUUUCUCUUGGAAAUGGUCCCGGAUGACGCCGGCCUCCUCGCCCCGCUCUCUGCCAUCCAUGGAGGGGCACACGGCACCCUUUCAACAACACUAGGUUUCAGCGACUCACAGCAUUUGCACGUCCAUGUGAAAGUCCCACAUCGUUUACGGUGGUGCUAGACCAAGAUCAUUCAGACAUGUGGCCUAGGGAGAGAGACCUGGCGUCCUGUCCCAUGAGGUCUCACUGGCUCACUUCAGUAGUUGAGGAAAGAUGAGCUGUUGUGUUUUCUAAUCCUUUGAGUCCGUCUGUCCAGAACCAGGAGAGAGAGAGAGAGAGAGAGAGUGUGUGUGUGUGUGUGUGGCUUUUCCCUAUUGUCUUCUCCCCUCUGUGACUGUGGGUCACUAGUGCCAGAGGAGCCCGUCCAGGGCCCAUUUGAAGUAAGUUGCACUUUUUAAUGUUGUGGUGUUGAUUAUUUUCAUUUGUUUUAUUUCCCUCUUUUUUUUUUUUUUAAAUUUUUGCUGCAUGUUUCGAGCCUUUAAAUGUGAUUUUAAAACUAAUUUUUUAAGACAUCAAGAAGAAAGACAAUACACAUCUCCAGAACACACGACAGGCAUUUGUCCCGGUUUGUCGGUGGGUAGCCAAGAGCCUUUCCCCAUCAAUGCGUUCUGGCAGCCUCUUCCCCACAUGCAACUCGAGGCAUGACUAUUGCCUCAUCUGGGUUCUCAUUCUUGCCCACUAACUAGAUGUAUUUAUCGUAAUGAUGAAAGUAAGAGCAGGUUUCUCUCCCGGUCAUUUAACAAGUCGGAAGGUUGGGUGUGGUCUCAGUGGGUUUCAUCUGAAGUGGUGUCCGUGACAGAGGUCCACAGCGGCCCUGGUGGUGCCAAACGCCAACCCAGAGUGUCCACAGCUGCCAAUCCUGCGGGAGGAGGGGUCAGCCGAGGUCAUGAAGUUCUCGGGCAGCCCCCUCAGAGGGCACCUCGCUGUCCUCUGGGCCCCUGCGUCAGUCCUACUGGAAGUCUGGAGGCAUGUUGGGCAGGUCUCUCAGCUGCUGUGUGUGCACCUGAGGGAGUCUGUGGGCAGGGGAGCAGGGGCUGCUGCGUGCGGCCCCCGGCCCAGAGGUUUCAUUCCUUCCCCACAUCAGGCCUGUGUGCCCUCACCUGCUUCCCCUCUUCCCCUUCCCUUGUGUUUUAUCUUGUUUUUUCAUCUCUGUCUCUGAAACCAAGAGUGCAGAGAAUUAACAUUCCGUGGCUGGAGAGCAGGAUACUAAAACCUCGCCUCAGGGCACUGGUCGCGCCUCCGUCCUCCUACGGGAGCAGCGCCGGCCAGCGGGACUGUCAGAUCUCCAGGGGUGUUUCCGAGUCAGCCUGUGAGAGGAGUGAGUGGUCCCGUCCUGGUCCUGUCUCCUGGGCUCCUGUUGUCUCCCCGUGUGUCGGCGGCAGGGAGAUGGAGUGGGGGGUGGGGGUCUCUGUGUGCCUUUCCUCUGCAGGCUGACAGUCUGUGCCACACGAGCAGAAAAACUGACAGUGUCAGAAAAGUGCCACGUCUGUCUCGUGGGCCCACUGCCUCAGGCAGAGCUUUCAGUAACCGGAGCACCCACCUGCUGACCCGCGGAGGCUUCUCAGGCCAUGGCCACAGCGCGUCGGAGAGCCAGGCAUUCACACCGCUGUGGACGGUGCAGACCAGACGCUGCCCCGUGCAUCCCCUUUGCUCAGACUGUAGACAUGACCUGUGUGUCGCCUCAGUACCUCUCCCGUCCUGGGACAGGGUCCUCAGACACAAAUGCUCCAUCUUUUUGCUCAAGGGAGUAGGGAUGAGUUUGUGCCCGCGUACGAGCAUUUUUAGGGCGCUCCCGCUGGACAGACUCCCAGCUGUUCGCCAGCUCCGUCGUCAGUGGAGACGAGUCCACCAUGUGGCAAACGUGGCAGACUGAAGUGGGUGCAGCUGCGGUUCCACCAGCGUCCUGGAGAUCCAAUUUCAAGUCUGCCCGUUGCAGGCGUGGCACCUGUCAGGGCUGGGAGCGAGGUUUGGAGCCUCAGUGUCUGGAGGGGAGGCAUGGAUGAGGUGGGACCCGGGUUCCUUCCUGUCCUGGGAGUGUAGGAAGUAGCUUCUCUGAGGCCAGCCUCCCCUUGUAAUUUUUGGCCUGCCUCUGGCCGAGGCCCCGCCUCAUUCCAAAGUUAAGAAGGGGCCCCCACUGCAGACUUGAAGUUGCUUGCCUGAAGUCCACGUCAGGCUUUAGCUGUGUCCAGCCGCACCUGUCUUAAUGUCUAGCAGCUGCAGCACUGUCUGUGGUCCUAGAAGCUGUGCCACCUGCCACCAGUUGGCUGCUGGCGCCACCUGCCCAGAGCCUUGGGAGGUCUGGUUCUGCGCUGGGAGUUAGUAGCUUCCAAGGAUGGGGACUUCCCACCCCACGAGAUUUAGUGAUUUUAAUAUGGGAAAGAGAGGAGAAAUCUCAGGUCCAAUCAGCAGUUCUGCCCGUCGGCUUUUCACUGACCCCUCAGCUAUGGUUUUCUCCCUGUGUCGGUUUCUGGCAGUGUUGGCCGCCCUCCCCCUUUUCCUCCUGGUUUCCUUUGCAGCUUCCUUUCUCUAUCAGUUUAAAUGUACCUCAUCACCCAUUCAAGCAGAUUAUGUCCACUUUUUGUCACUCACCGUACUCUUAAGAGCUACAGCCAAGGAGCGUGCCGUGCAGAGAUAUGUAGCGUUUGCCUUACUUGGAGCCUGAAGAGCCCAGAAACUCAUGCUGUGAAUCUGGAGCUCAGCACUCCCCAUGGAGCUGUGAAAAUCAGACACUUUGUCACAAUUUUGCCUGGAAGGGCCUUACUUUGGGCGCCAGAGCCGACCUGAGGUGGACUGCAGAUCCCACCCUCUGGACUCGGUCCUCCCCCUGGGGAGCUGGCCCCCUGCCUGCAGGCCGAGGGCGGCACGGCGUGUGCAGGGCAGGGUCACCGACCCCGGCUCUCGCGGCUGGCGGGGCGCAGAGCCAGCCCUCGUCUCCAAGGCUGGGGUUUCCUCUCACGGUGCACGCUGGGAUCGGCAAAAGACCGACUUGUAGGCGGUGGUGCUUUCCCCCAUCCCUGGGGGCAGAGUAUGCAGUCGGCGCUUUCCUUAAUUCCCUUGGGUUCUGUGCGUGUCCCCGGACCCCAGUAUCAUGGAAAGGACCCCUGAGACACAACAUCGUGGGUGGCUGUUCCCAAAGUCUGUAAGUGGUUGGCCAGAGGCUCGGAGCACCCUACCCUGGAUUCAUGCGUGGGGAGGGCUCCUUGCUGUAACCAAACUUCCUGUAUCAAAAGCUGGCCAGGAAGAAGGCUUCAUUUUAGUAAAAUCAAAGUGUGAUACUAUCACCUAGCCACACACUGAGCAGCAGAGGCUAUUUAUUCUGAUUGUGAAGCAAGGGUCCCCGCAUAGUCUGCCCUCUAGCACCGCACCCUGUCAGAUUGGACGCUUGUACAUCGUGUGUCUUCACGAGCCCCUCUCUGGUGCUGAAUUGGAUUUUAAUCCUUGGCGAGAGGCCUCAGCAUCUCCUUGGGCGGGUCUGGGCCAGUAAAUAGCCGCCUGAAGUGUUUAUAUAAUUAUCAUGGUCAAUAGUUCAGUGAAAUUUGUACAUUUUUGGUAACAUUGGCACACACAAUGCCCCUGCAGUUCCUUUUCUGUUUGGUAGUUUGUGACUAAAAAUCCCACUGUUAUGUGUGUUAAUUUAUGAAAAUAAAGAUUCUUUUUUUUUUUUUGGAAAACCUUUCAAAUAAC